AUUAUAUUAACUUACGCGUUUGUUUGUUUACUUAUACUGCUGAACGCAGUCAUCGGCGCAUUCACUCGAACACUUCUUCUCACAGUCGUUUGUAAUUGGAAUUUGGUCAAGUUAUUGUGUAAAUAAAAGGAAGACGACGAGUGAAGAAGGCGGUCCCAGCGGGCAAGACGCAGGUGAGAGGCUUGGAUUUCACGGGUUUCGGAAGUGUUUUAAUUGCAGCGGGGAGUUCAGUGAUCAGUCAGUGAGAUUGGCAUCUGACCCUGAAGAGAGGUUUUUCAAAAGUGCUCCGAGUUUUUCUUGCAUCGGUGCGAAACGAUUCACGCGGGGAUUCAGUUCUUUUUCUUUCGGGUAGGGUACUUUUUAAUUUCCGACUUUUAAUAUUUGCAAAAUGUACUGAUGUUAGAUAUGGAUGACAUGAAAAGCCCUGAUGGGUUUUUCCAAAAACCUGCAUUCAGCAUCAGCAACCUCCUGCUUCGUCGAGAGGGAGUCGUAAAUGACACCGGCGCCGCGAUGGAAGAAUGCUGUUCGAAAAACUUGGAUCCCCAACUCCAGUCUAAUUCACCGCGGGAACCGGCGAGCAAAGGAGUUUUUGUCCGGUGCGGACUGCAUAACGAUGACUGUAACGGUAACGAAACCGACGACAUAAAAGCAUGUGACUUUCAAAAAAAGUUGCUGACCGGCGGGAAGAAUGCCGGCGAAAAAGGAGCCAAAAACAACGACGGUGGCAGCGAAGUCAAGGCGGACGAAAAUGAGGGGAAAAUGAAGUUUGAGAAGCCUCCAUUCAGCUACAACGCGCUGAUAAUGAUGGCUAUACGCCAAAGCCCAGAACGGCGCCUAACCCUGAACGGCAUCUACGAAUUCAUCAUGGGCAAUUUCCCAUAUUACCGCGACAAUAAACAAGGCUGGCAGAACUCGAUCCGACACAACUUGAGCCUGAAUAAGUGCUUCGUAAAGGUGCCUCGACACUAUGACGACCCGGGCAAAGGGAAUUACUGGAUGCUGGACCCUUCGAGUGACGACGUUUUUAUUGGCGGUGCAACUGGUAAACUCAGACGGCGCCCCAACGCCGCUUCUCGGGCGAAACUAGCCUUUAAAAGAGGAUCUCGCUUGGCCAACACUAAUCCAGCCGGAUUUGCAAUCACUGGGUCUUUUUAUUGGCCUGGGCCUCCUCUUAUAACUUUCCGACAGUCCGCACAACCACCCUCGGGCUCAGGGCUUAGCUACGGCUCGUCAUAUUUCGGUUCGCAUCCCGGAAACACAUCUUCACACCACCUAUGCGCUCCAACCGCCGGAGCUGAACGACUGCUGCAUGCCCACCAGGAGAGCCCCCCUUUUGCUGCAAGGGGGCAUAAUUCCCGAUUCCACCACAUGGCUUCAGCUACAUCGUUCACCUCAUCCGCUUUGCCAUGCUCCGUGUCGCUGCACAGCCCCUGUCCAUUAAGUCUGUUCCCCGGCUCUGCGAGCUAUUUCUGCUCACACCAGAGCCAUCCGGCACCACUAUGUCCAGUUUCUCAAGGGUGAAAGAGCCUGCAAGAUGGGGUUGAUAGCAUCACUAUGAGAGUGACCUCAUUGAUCUGCUUCUACGGUUACACUCCAACAUGACAUCAGCACCUCCUGAACUUUCCCUUGCCUUUCUGUGGCUGACACUUAACGUUUUUUUUUCCAUUAAUAAAAAGAUGGGAGAAGAUGCUGAUAAAGACUGGUGUCUGGAUACAUGCCUAAAGAAAGACAAAGGCUCCUUCUUGAGACCUGAGAGAUGCUUCACACAUGCAGGCUCAGCCAGGUUGGUUGGUUCCAGCAGAUAAAACCUCAAGCGUGUAUCAAGUGGCAUUGUUUGGGCAAAAUAAAGAAAGAGGUACAAAGAUCGUAAUGAUGUUUUUAUUAGAGUUGAAGAAUGACAGAAUGAAAUGCAAAGGAGAUCGAGGAACAGAAAGAAAUGAGAGCAGGAAAAAAAUAAAGGAAAAGAUGAAGAGAUAAUGAGAGACUCCCAUGUCCCAGGGCAGAAGAAACACAAUCCUGUUUGCAGUUUAUUUGCGUAAUAAAUAAUAUCCCCCUUCAAGCAGUGCAAAUAACCCAGCACCUUUGAAUAACCUGUCCUGCACACCGGGAGUCACACAAGGAUGAUAAAUCAUGUUGGAGCAACGACUGGGCUUGCAGUUCAUGAGCUCCAAGCCACAUCAGGGCACUGCUAUUGCCCCAGAGACCACACGCACGUAGACUGCAAGCGGGGACGCUGUAAGGGGCGGGGGGUGUUGGGGGGGGGCUAGUAGUUAGGACGAUUCCAAGGUUCCAAGGGCCCAUGACUGAUAGGUAAAAAAAUUUGAAAAAAACAUUGGAUUGGUCAGGGUUGGGGGCCAAAAAUUUCUAGUGUUUCUAGUAUUGUGUUUUUUAAUUAACAGGAGAGUUGAUUUGAAAUUUACCUUGCAAAUAUUUUGUACAAACCAUUUCAGCGCUUUUUGCUAAAGCUGUAGUAAAGAAGUAUAUUUAUAUUUUUGUUUAUUUUCUUUAUUCUUUUAUAUUUCCUUUUAAAUUCCCGAUCAUCGUGCUGUAGCAUCUGAUUAGGUUCCUACUUUGUCGGAAGAUGGUGUGUAGCUCUUGCUAAUAGGCUGUAUUAAGACUUCCAUUCAUCCAUCCAUCCAUCCAGCCAUCCAUUUUCCAAAACUGCUUGCCCUGUGCACGGUCGCGGGGCUCUGGAGCUUGUCCCGGAGGCUACGGACACAAGGCAGGGAACAACCCAGGAUGGGGCACCAACCCAUCACAGUAUACUAAGACUUGUAACUGGGUAUUCAUUGAAAGCUCAGCCUACCUGCACUUAUGUCUAGUUGACUCUUUGACAACAAGUAUGUUUGUAAUGUUCUAUUUGUAAAUGUUAAUGUACCUUGAAGCUCUUUUUCGGUCUCCAUGGAGACAGACACUUCUGGUUACUAUUCUCUCAGUUGGAGCUGCUUGUUGGCAGAAUGGUUGUCAAGAUGGAAAGAAAAAAGGUAUAUUGACGUGUAUUAAGUAACCUUUUAAGUAGAUAAAAGAAUAUGAUAUUAUGAUGAUACUCAGUGGUUCAAAAGUACACUAUAGGAAUGUGCUUGCUUUGAAUGUACCACCAUCUCAAGCGCCGUCUUUCGCUUGUCACAGUACUUUGGGAAUCGUAGCUAUUCAUACGGCUGAAAAAAUGCAGCAGGGGGCUGGGAUUCACGUUGAAAAGCAUUCAGCCUAACUCAUUCUACAUGACGGAGGGUGUCCACAUGUUCCUGCCCCUGUUGCAUUAAACCGCAGGUAUAUAAAUCACAGCCAUUCCAUGCAGUGCCCUUUGCGAUUGUUGGCACCCC
Messenger RNA from Paramormyrops kingsleyae, 3323 nucleotides. RefSeq names its product forkhead box G1c (gene foxg1c). Gene Ontology annotation, cellular component: nucleus. The record is from RefSeq and is a predicted model, not a curated record. Gene Ontology annotation, biological process: regulation of transcription by RNA polymerase II. Gene Ontology annotation, molecular function: sequence-specific double-stranded DNA binding; DNA-binding transcription factor activity. NCBI's taxonomy places the organism in Eukaryota, Metazoa, Chordata, Actinopteri, Osteoglossiformes, Mormyridae.